UCAGGAUACACACAAGACCGAUUUAACUGCAAAUUUGAAAAUCGUACCAUGUCACCUGCUUCGCAAAUGACUGGAAUCCCGUGGUUGAAUGUUCUUCCAAAACCAUGUACAGGGCCACGUAAGCUACCAAUUUCUGAGAGCCUUCCAAACGAUCCAAAUUAAAUGUGUGAAGAAGCACAACUGUCACUCUUUCAAUGGUCCGCAUAAAAAAUCAAAUGAAAAGUCAUAGUUGUGAAAGCCCAGUGGACCCAAAUGUUUUACUGUUAUGGUACAAGCUCAAUCAGUUUCAGAUUUCAAAACCCAUUCCUGAGAGGACUCUGUUGAUGACUAUGGCCUGCUACAUAUCUCCGACGGACUUCCGAGGCAAUUUAAGUUUAUGUGAAGAAUGCCCACAACUAAGAAGGCUCAAGGCAUAAGGGACUUUGCUUGACAUCCUGUAUAUUCGACAACUAUGUACUCAUAAGUGAGUCAGGACAUAGCAAGAAGCCAUGCUUUGAGCUUGGAAUCAGAUUCUAAUAAGUUUUCCAUCAUAUGGUUGCUGUUAUCUCGUUUGAUCUGAGGUGAUAAUUCAGCUAAGCUUGGAGUUAUGGAACUUGCCUAACUGAUGAGAUGGGCACACUGCUAAACAAAAGAGAUCAGAUUUAUAAGUGAGACCAGCUAAAACCAGAAGGCAGGAUUUGGUUUCUGGAUCAGCUUAUCAUAAGAAGGCUUGCCUUGUUAUAGGUCCCCUCUCAUUUGUGCUCAGGACGGAUUUGGUGGGAAGGCUCUUACCCCAUCAAGGCAAACCUAUAUGGAAGACCAAACUUAAUCCCCUGAAUCAAGAACAAGAUUCAAGUCAGUUUUAUUUAAGCAAUUCAAAGAAUGGGAAGUUUUGAAGGAAGAAAUGAUCCGCCAUGGAGAUUUUGGGACUUUUUUGUUACUGCUGUGAUAUGCAUAGCUUGCAUUCCAUUCAUUCUGGGGAACAUUGUGUUACUCUGCAAUAGGCACUACAGACCCAUCAAGACCAAGAGUGUGCACUUAACUGUGCUGAGCUCCGUGGGAGGAUUGAUAUGUAUAGUGGCAACAAUUGUUGUGAAUAAUCCAGGGAGAAAACAGGAUUCUAUUUGGGCAUUUUGCACUCUCUGGACUUUUUGGCUCCAAGCCUGCUUUGGGUUCUCUUUAUGGCUCAACUGCUUGAAUGUGAGACUGAUUGUUCUGCACAGUAUCUUCAACUUGAAAAGGGGCGCCAAAUCCAUGAAAUCUAAUCUGAUAAAACUUGUAGGUCUGCUCUCACCGACUAUCAUCCUUUGCAUAUGUGCAUCCGUGAUGCAUUCAAUCAGAUUUAAGCCAGUUCAAGCACCAUCAGCUCCCCAAAAUGUCUUUCCCACUCCCCAAAACGAAGGAAAUUGCAGUUUUACUCAUAAAUAUUGGUCAAUUGCCAUGCAUUCAUUGCUAAUUCUCUACUAUCUGAUCUUUAUUGUACUUUCUUUCAUGCUGCGGGGGGCCAUGGCACAGUUCAAUGAAUUCAGGCUAAUAAGAAAUGGUGGUGUUAUGUUAUUGUUUCUUUAUCUUUUAUCUCUAGUCACAUUGCAAACUCAGGCCUACUUAGUAGUGGUUGGCCGAAGCUUUCUGUGUCUCUCAGUAGCUUCAGCUAUCUUUUAUUAUUUUUGGGCUCGGAAUGGAGAAGUUAUAUAUAAUGUGAUAUUUACCAAAGAGGAAUAUGCAAGGCAGUUCAAUGAUGAAAUGAAUCGCUGUCCAAAUGAACAUGACAGAGAAAAUUUUCCACUGUCUUUUCAGAAUUUGGAGUCUGAUUUAAAAAAGGCAAGAGAAACAAUAAUCCGUUAUGAUGAUAAAAUAAAAAAUCUUGAAGAAGAUAUCCGCACCAUUGAAGAAAAAAUUAGUGAUCUGCAAGAUCAGGUAAAUUCGAAGGACAAGACAUCAAUCAAAUUGUCUGAACAGUCAAAGUCUUUGCUUGCAAGAAUUCCAAGUGAUGUUUGAAACUUGAUAUCACCCCAGGAAUUGGAAUUGCUCGGAUAUUUAAAAAAAAUAUCACUGCUUUUAGUGUAAAUAGUUUUAGGAUAUCAAGUGCCAACUUUACCUAAAUGAAUGCAGAGGAAUAGAGUAUGUGGAGAGCCGAUACUACAACUUUUUCCAUUAUCAAAGAGAAAAAUUAGAAACAAAACAUUGCUUUAUUUCAUUGUAUUAAUAUAUCUAUAUUGGUAAUUGGAAUGAAUUCCUCUGAUGUGCUUCCGUAGGUGGUCACAUAAACCAAAUUGGUGCCUUGAUUGGCAGUGACUUAGAAAACAAUUUUUAAUUUACAUAUUCUAAUGUAUGUUCAUCUAUGUAAACCAUCCAAUUCCUAUC
Messenger RNA from Cryptomeria japonica (Japanese cedar), 2343 nucleotides. Its product is annotated as regulator of G-protein signaling 1. The record is from RefSeq and is a predicted model, not a curated record. Gene Ontology annotation, biological process: gamma-aminobutyric acid signaling pathway; G protein-coupled receptor signaling pathway. The transcript has 6 exons. NCBI's taxonomy places the organism in Eukaryota, Viridiplantae, Streptophyta, Pinopsida, Cupressales, Cupressaceae. Gene Ontology annotation, molecular function: G protein-coupled GABA receptor activity. Bases 862 to 1977 code for a protein of 371 amino acids. Gene Ontology annotation, cellular component: membrane; G protein-coupled receptor heterodimeric complex.